Oncorhynchus masou masou (cherry salmon) is the source of this 5656-nucleotide messenger RNA. Its product is annotated as protocadherin gamma-C5-like. The transcript is spliced from 4 exons. Bases 239 to 3148 code for a protein of 969 amino acids. Lineage: Eukaryota; Metazoa; Chordata; Actinopteri; Salmoniformes; Salmonidae. Gene Ontology annotation, cellular component: plasma membrane. Gene Ontology annotation, molecular function: calcium ion binding. The record is from RefSeq and is a predicted model, not a curated record. Gene Ontology annotation, biological process: homophilic cell-cell adhesion.
GAGACGAGUGUGGAGAGUUUUAGCCGAUCCUUCAUGGAGUUUUUAUUUUCCUCUUUUUUUAUUUUCCGUAUAGAAUUAGGGCGUCAUGAUAACUUCUAAACUUCCCACCGCACUUUUUCUUAAACGGAAGUGUUUACCGACAGCCUGGUAGCGUCGUUUUUCCGAGACUAUAGAUGAGUUACGGUAAAAUAUUAACUUUGAACAUUUUCCAUCCCCCGGACCCCGCGGAUCCCUCAUAAUGGAAUCCAGACAGAGAAAAGGCUUCGGAGGGUGGCCAGUGCUGAGUCUAUGGUUUUCUCUGGCGUGCUUUACAGGCGCGACCGCGCAACUCAGCUACUCUAUUUUGGAGGAGCUAAGACCCGGGGCUGUGGUCGGGAAUAUCGCUAAGGAUUUGGGCCUCACGGUUCAGAGGAUAAUUCAGAGAAAAUUGCGGGUGAUCUCGGAAUCUAACGCGCAGUACUUCGAGGUAAACCAUGCGACUGGGGAUUUGGUUAUUAGACAGACAAUUGACAGGGAACACAUGUGCGAAUUAAGUUCAACGUGUUCACUACAUCUUGAGAUUGUACUUGAGAACCCUUUAGCAAUACAUCGGGUUCUUGUGGAUAUUGUGGAUGCGAAUGACAAUGCGCCGCAGUUUUCCACUAAGAAUAUUUCCUUGGAGAUAUCAGAGGCGGCCGCGCCGGGCACUCGGUUCCGACUGGAGAGUGCGCACGACCCAGAUGUGGGUAUCAACUCUCUGCGCACUUAUCACCUCGCACCCAACGACUGCUUUGUUUUGAAUGUGGAAAGGAAAAGUGACGGGAGUAAGUUCCCGGAAUUAGUUUUAGAGAAGGCUUUGGAUAGGGAGACGCAGGCCUCGUUUCGCCUGUUGCUCACCGCGGUAGACGGGGGAAAGCCGGAGAAGUCUGGAUCCACUCUUUUACUUAUAAAAAUUCUGGAUGUCAAUGACAAUGCGCCCGUCUUUGAAGAGCCGGUGAAAAAAGUUAGCAUUUUGGAGAAUGUUGAACCGGGCACUUUAGUAACGAAACUGAACGCGACCGAUGCGGAUUACGGUCAGAAUGGGCAGAUCUCCUUCCUGUUUAGUAAAUACACGCAGGACCGGGUGCUCAAGCUAUUCAGCGUGGAUUCUAAAACCGGGGAGAUCCGUGUAAAUGGCCAGGUGGACUAUGAGACAGCGAAUGAAUAUCACAUCACCGUGCAAGCCAGGGAUGGGGGAACCCCCGCCAUGGAGGGUUCCUGUAACAUUAUAGUUGACGUCACUGAUGUGAAUGACAAUUCUCCAGAGGUAACGUUGACGUCACUGACCAGUCCUAUCAGAGAGGACGCAGCUCCUGGUACAGUCAUCGCCCUCAUCAGUGCAAGGGACCUGGACUCUGGUAAGAAUGGGGAGGUGACAUUGAAGGUCCAGUCCGGCCUGCCCUUCAAACUCAACUCUGCCUUUGGUGAGCACUACAAUCUCGUCACCGAUGGCAACCUGGACCGAGAGACCAUGGCAGAGUACACUGUGGUCAUCAUGGCGUCUGACGCGGGCUCCCCUCCCCUGUCGUCGCGGACGACCUUCGUGGUCAAGCUAUCAGAUGUGAACGACAACGCUCCUUCAUUCUCCCAGCCCUCCUACUCAGUGGACAUCCCAGAGAACAACGAUCUCAGCACCCCCAUCACCAUGGUGACGGCCUCUGACCCGGACACAGGGGACAACGCCCGUGUCUCCUUCUCCAUCCUGCCCAGCAUGGUUCAGGGCUCCCCCAUUUCCUCCUAUGUCUACAUCAACCCAGAGACUGGACAUAUCUACAGCAUGCGUUCCCUAGACCAUGAGACCCUCAAUGCCUUCCGUAUCGAGGUGCAGGCCCGAGACGCCGGGGCGCCACCCCGGACUGCCAAUGUCACCGUGCAUGUGUUCGUAGUGGAUCUUAACGACAACGCGCCCCUCAUCAUAUAUCCGCCCUUCCCCCAGGACACGGGGCUGCUGCUGAGUGUACCCCAGUCGGCUGGGCCGGGUCAUCUCAUUAAUAAACUAGUAGGGGUGGACCCUGAUAGUGGACAUAACGCUUGGCUGUUCUACUCCAUCGCCCCAGGGCCACACGCUGGUCUCUUCCGCAUCGCCCCCCACACCGGGGAGCUCCGCACCGCCCGCAAACUAGCCGAGGAGGAGGGCGGCUCCGCCUAUGACAUCAUCGUGGUCAUCCAGGACAACGGCGAGCCCACUCUCUCCACCACUGUGGCCAUCACAGUAACCGUGGAGGAGAAGGGCACCAGCGACGCCGCCACGGACAACCGGAAGACGUCUGUGAUGCGUCGCACCGGCAUGCCUGACAUCACCCUGUACCUCAUCAUCUCGCUGGCCUGUGUCUCAGCCGUGUUCUUCCUCACCUUCCUCAUCCUCAUGGUGCGAUGCCUCCGCCACCGCAGCGACCUCGGAGGGACAGGCUGCUGCUACAGCCGCCACCGGCCCAGCAGGGCCCACCAUCAGAGACCCAGCAAGGACCUCCACCUGCAGCUCAACACAGACGGACCCAUCCGUUACAUGGAGGUGGUGGGAGGAGCUCAGGACCCCCCAGGAACACGGACCUACAGACCCUGCUACUCCACCAUCUCCAGCCGAAGUGACUUUGUGUUUGUCAAGACGCCCAUGAUGAGUCACAACAACACCCUCAGCAUGACACUCAACAGGAAGCACCUAAUGAACUCAGCCAUUGAGCAAAAGCCUCCGAACGCUGACUGGCGCUUCACACAAGGACAGAGACCUGGACCCAGUGGGGCUGGAGGUCCCCCUGAGAUGGCCAUGGGAACAGGACCCUGGCCCAACCCCCCCACUGAGGCCGAGCAGCUCCAAGCCCUGAUGGCUGCAGCCAACGAAGUGAGCGAGGCGACCGCAACCCUGGGGCCGGGCACCAUGGGACUAAGCACCCGUUACAGCCCCCAGUUCACCCUGCAGCAUGUGCCCGACUACCGCCAGAACGUCUACAUCCCUGGCAGCACCGCCACCUUGACCUCCAACCCCCAGCAGCAGCAGCAGCAGCAGCAGAUGGCAGCCCAACAUCAGGCCCUGCAGGCCCAGCCCUCUGAGGCCGCCCCUCAGCCUGAACCCCCCAAGGCUGCCCAGACCCCCACCUCCAAGAAGAAGUCCACCAAGAAGGAGAAGAAGUAGGAUGGGUGGAGGAUGGAUAGAUAUGGAAAAUUCGAUUAGAAAAGAGAAAACCGACCCGAUGAGGACUGAAACCCCCCCCCCACCCCACCCCCUGCGUCUCCUCUCAAUGCGUUUACCCUAACCAGGGUCUGGAUUCUAUUGGUCACGCUCAUAUGAUAACACGAAAUAUGGAGAUGUUUGCGAAUGUUUGUCUUUGGGCUCUUGAACCUGGAAUGCGUUGAAGGUUUAAGAGCGAACAGCGUUGACAUUUUGUUUUUGUUUUCUUUCUGAAAGCUAUCUAGAAACAGUUGUUUUUUUUUGUUCUAAAAAAACAAAACAUGUAUUAACAGUAUUUGCAGAUACGGAAGACUGGGGGUUCAGGGGGGAUUGUGUUUUGGUUAAAUCAAUACAUUUGGAUGCACUUCAGACACAACAGAUUGAGUGUAAACAACUUUGCUCAGAUAACAAGGAUUUGCCCAGUGAUGUAUUCACAGGUGGAUAUUUGAACGAUGUUCCAUAAAAUGUUUCAUGUUGGAUUAUAAUUAUAAUUCCUUAUUUUCCUGAGACUGAAAGUAGAUCCUUGUUUGACUAUAGUAGAUUGCCAUGAUAAGAUUCCUAUAUAGGAUCAGCCUUAUAGGGUCCUACACCACAGCUCAUUGGGACACGGGAAUGGGCAUUCCAUUGUACUGGUACAGUAGUAUUCCGAUCUGCAUGUCCCUAUGUGUUCAAACCACAGACCUUCCAGAAGAUUCAACUAUGCAUUGAAUUAGUGUUGCAAACGAGGACGACCACCUUAAAAAAAAAUACAGGUCGACAAAUGCCCUCGUAGCGUUUACCUGAUGUGGUAUCUAAAAACUAUAAAUAUUAUUUUGUAAGCGUAGUUAAAUGGUAAGAUUUGAAUCUUUCACUGUUUUUAUGACCUGAGCAUGAACCCUAUUAGAAAACUAGCACCGAGGAGGAGGGGCAUGUUAUAGUACCAUCAGCCCUAUUUUCUGGCUUGUUGGCAUGGUAGGCGCUGCCCCCCUUUUAAAACUACCCAGAUGGGUAUAGAGACCCUCCUGCUGUCCACCCAUGCACCUCUAUCCCCUCCUCAACCAGAUGAUGUGCCCUCCCCUCACUGGCUGUCCCACUUUGAGAGCCAGGCCAUAGAGAUGCACUGUUCAUACUAUAAAGAUGAGACGUAGGGUAAAAAUAACUUUGAAGUAGAGAUCUUUCACGGCGUGCUUAGGAGUUAGACACUUCUUAGGCCGCUAGGGUCUAGAUUGAGUGUUCAUCCCUUGCUACGUACCCUGAAGUGCUGAUGACUAUAUUUCUUGACGUGGGAAGUGUUUUUUGAUGACUCAGUAUAAGAUAAGGAUGAAGUCUUUUCUUUGUCGCCAGUCCAUCCGUCUGUCCGGCAACUAGCUGGACACUACUGCAUGAAGAGGCAGCUUGCAGGCUGGGUUCAAGGGGGAGUGGAGAGGGGUGGGCUGAGUGGUACGACGUCUGGGUUUGUACAAUUAGAUUGACGGGGAGGGGGGUGCAAUGACCUUGGCUCUACUCACUGAAUGUACACAGGCCCCACUGUUGACCCUCCCUCCGAGUCCACCCCGAAACGCGUCCUCUAAUGCACUGACCCAGGUUAGAGGUCAACAGAGCCAAGCACAUCCCUCCAUGUCACAGAGGAGAUACCACUUCAGAAGCAGGGAGGAGGGACAGAGUUAGCUCUUGGCUGUAUCUAUCCCCUCAGUGUAAAUGCAUUCUGGCAACGCUAACCUCAGACUCUCCCCUUGCUUCCAUCCCUCCACCCCCUGGUCCUGUGAAGGCUCUUCCCCUCUGUAAAUAAACACUAGUCCUGUCGAUGGUAUGAGCCAAUUGUUUGUAUAGUACGGACCACAUCCAGAAUUUUCAAACUAAAAGUCCUCUCUCCUCAAGGCGUGGCUUACUGGAAUGUGUUGUAUUUGUUUUUCAAGAAAAAUAAGAAAACCACAAUGGGGAAGAAAAAAAAAGAUCUCUGAAAUGUUCUUCAACAGUUUGUGUUGCAAUGUAGUAACUAAGCACCAUGAAGGCCAACUAACUAACUCUUCAGUGUAAAUAUAAAGAAAGUUGCUAAUAACUUUAGACGAUAAGUAAACAGAGUGACACACACGUAGACUAGUUAACUUGUGAUAUGUGUUGCGCAUAUUAUUGUGUUCAUUUUCUCUCUCUCUAUUUUACUACCCUGUAAAAGAACAGAAACAAAAAAAAUAUAUUGGAAAAAAUGUUUCUAUCCUUCUGUAACUUUUUUUUCUGUGCUUUAUCUUGUGGAUUUGCGCAAGAAUGCCUCUCUGUCCAUAUGAGCAAAUUAUUAUAAAUAUUAUGUGUGUGUGUACGUCCGUCCGCUGCUGAAUUAAUCCUCUCUCGUGCUGUAAUAUCUUUCUUAUGAAAUGCUUAGACCUCCUACGCUCCUCCCGGUGUUUAGUCUCUUCAUUUUUAUGCUAAUAUUUAUAUUGCUGUUUUAUUUUCUCUUGAACACUGACAUUUCAAAUAAAAGGCUCUGAAAUCAUUAAA